Messenger RNA from Exophiala mesophila, 960 nucleotides. RefSeq lists its product as uncharacterized. Bases 1 to 960 code for a protein of 319 amino acids. Gene Ontology annotation, molecular function: hydrolase activity. The transcript is spliced from 3 exons. The record is from RefSeq and is a predicted model, not a curated record. NCBI's taxonomy places the organism in Eukaryota, Fungi, Ascomycota, Eurotiomycetes, Chaetothyriales, Herpotrichiellaceae.
AUGGCGUACGCCCAAUCAUGGCUCGAUUUCGAAAAGGCCAGCGGUGGUCGGAUGGUCAUGCAUGGAUCUCCUCAAGACUUGAGGAACAUGUACGAUCAAUUGGUGGCCAUGCUGAUGCCACAUAUGCCUCCCCCAUCAGAUGCGGUCGAGGCCACUAACGGCGACGUUGAUGGCAUCAAGUACCGCGUCUACAAGCCCAAGGAAGCAUCCAAGUCGGGCCCUCUCCCAGUUGCCAUCUGGACCCAUGGUGGAGGCUGGAUGACGGGCGAUCUCGAUUCAGACGACGUCUUGUGCAGGGUCGUUGCCGAGCAUGCCCCUUCGAUCGUCGUCAAUGUUGACUAUCGACUUUCGCCCGAGCACAAGGUGCCUACACAGCUUGAGGACACUUUGAAGGUCUUUCGAUGGGCUCACCAAAACGCAUCAUCCAUCGGAGGAGACCCCAACAAGUUCUACACCGUUGGAGGCUCUGCCGGUGGUGCCCUCGCUUUGCAAGUCGCCAAUCGACUGGUCAAGAAACCAGAGACUCGCGGCUUUAUCAAAGGUAUCGCUGCGAUUGUCCCUUGCACUCUUCACUGGGACAAUGUGCCUUCGGAGUACCAGGCAAUAUACAAAUCCUACGACGAGAAUAAGGAAGGAGUUCCUAUCAUCGACAAAGAGUCCAUGAACAUCUUCUAUACUCACGCCGAGGUCGACCCCAAGGACAGCGAUAUUUUCACCGCUCUGGCCACCGACAACCACCAGAACUAUCCCCCAACCUAUUUUGCCAGCUGCGAAAAGGACCCUCUCAGAGAUGAUGCCUAUGUAAUGGAAGCAGCCCUGAAAAAGGCCGGUGUUCCCACCAAACACGACCACUACAAGGGUCUGCCACAUUAUUUCUGGAUCAUGCCUUCUGUCCCCGAGGGGCAACAGUUCGUUGGAAACCUUGUCGGAGGUAUCAAGUGGUUGAUUUCCCAAAUGUAG